Messenger RNA from Notechis scutatus (mainland tiger snake), 1659 nucleotides. Its product is annotated as vomeronasal type-2 receptor 26-like. NCBI's taxonomy places the organism in Eukaryota, Metazoa, Chordata, Lepidosauria, Squamata, Elapidae. The record is from RefSeq and is a predicted model, not a curated record. Gene Ontology annotation, biological process: G protein-coupled receptor signaling pathway. Gene Ontology annotation, molecular function: G protein-coupled receptor activity. Gene Ontology annotation, cellular component: plasma membrane.
AUGGAAAAAUGCAUUAUUGGUGAUCCUCUCCCUAUUUCUCACAACUAUUUCCAACCUGGUGAUUUCAUCAUUGGUGGCAUUACUUCUCUUAUGUUCAUGCCUACAGAACUAGAAAGCUUCUUGGAAGAUCCCCAUCUUUCAUUUAAUGGUGAAGUCAUUCCUUUGGUGAAUGACAAAGAUAAUGGCAUUUGCACACUGACAGAGAAAUUGGAGAAUGUUCCAGGUGCUUUUUAUGAAAUGAGCAUGACUGGACACAGUUAUAAUAUAUACAAUGCAGUUUAUGCUAUAGCUCAUGCUUUACAUGACAUGCAGAUUGAAAACACACACAAUAGAAUGCUUAAUGGUGGGAAACUGAGUGUUCAGGAACAACAGCCAUGGCAGCUCCACCAGUUUCUGAAAGAGAUCUCUUUUAAUAACAGUGCUGGGGAUAGAAUUCAAUUCGAUGAGAGGAGGGAAUUGAUAGUUGGAUUUGAUAUUAUAAACUGGAUCACAUUCCCAAAUCAAUCCUUCAAUAGAGUGAAAGUGGGGAAGAUGGAUCCCUGGGUUCAAGAGAAAAAAAUAACUAUUCAUGAUGAAACCAUCACCUGGCACAACUCUUUCAACCAAACCUUACCUGUUUCAGUUUGCACUGAGAGCUGCCUUCCUGGUUAUUUCAAGAAACAACAGAAGGGGAAGCCAUUUUGCUGCUAUGAUUGUUUUCCAUGUCCUGAAGAAAAAAUUUCAAGCCAGAAGGACAUGCACAUUUGUUCUAAAUGUCCAGAAGACCGAUAUCCAAGCAAGGACAAAGAUUCAUGUCUUCCCAAGAAAAUAUCUUUCUUGUCCUAUGAAGAACCAAUAGGAAUAAGUCUAAUCGUUCUGGCACUUUUUUUUUCUUUCUGCACACUUGUGGUGCUAGCAACAUUUUUGAAGUAUCACCAUACUCCCAUUGUCAAGGCCAAUAACCGAAAUCUCAGUUAUAUUCUACUCAUCUCCCUCCUCCUCUGCUUUCUUUGUUCACUGCAGUUCCUUGCUGCACCUGGAAAUCUAAUAUGUCUCCUCCGACAAGUUAGCUUUGGCAUCAUCUUCUCAGUGGCUGUGUCUUCUGUGCUGGCAAAAACCAUCACUGUAGUUCUGGCUUUCAUGGCCACCAAGCCAGGAUCCAGGAUAAGAAAAUGGGUGGGAAGAGGACUGGCCACCUCCAUUGUUUUUUCUGGUUCGUUUGUUCAAGCUGGUAUCUGUACAGUGUGGUUGUUCAUAUUUCCCCCUUUCCCUGAUAUUGACACCCAUUCGGAAAUUGAGGAAAUGAUACUGCAAUGCAAUGAAGGAUCAGAUAUUAUAUUCUACUGUGUCCUGGGCUACCUGGGCUUACUGGCAAUGGCCAGUUUCACUGUAGCAUUUUUCUCAAGGAAUCUCCCCAGCAGUUUCAAUGAGGCCAAAUGUCUCACAUUUAGCAUGCUAAUCUUCUGCAGUGUGUGGAUCUCUUUUGUUCCAUCCUAUCUUAGCACCAAAGGCAAAUACAUGGUAGCUGUGGAGGUUUUCUCCAUUUUGGCCUCUAGCAUUGGAUUGCUGGGCUGCAUAUAUUUCCCAAAAUGUUAUGUAAUCAUUUUUAGGCCAGACCUAAACAACAGAGAACAACUCAAGAAAUCACAUUCAUCUAGGAAAAACAAAACAAAAAUAUGA